Molecule: messenger RNA, 1686 nt
Organism: Dalotia coriaria
Lineage: Eukaryota; Metazoa; Arthropoda; Insecta; Coleoptera; Staphylinidae
Product: probable peptidoglycan muropeptide transporter SLC46
Exons: 7
Coding region: 55-1467 (470 amino acids)
Biological process (GO): transmembrane transport
Cellular component (GO): membrane
Molecular function (GO): transmembrane transporter activity
Source: RefSeq, a predicted model, not a curated record
CGUUAGUCAGUGCUGAGAACAUCAACCAAAAAGUUUGUUAAUAUAUAUUGUUAAAUGUUACCAAUAACGAAUUUAAAAUGUGGUGUGGAAAUUCCUGUGUUUCUCAUAUUUUUUUCCAUGUUAUUAGCAGCUCCAAUCAGUUCAAAUUUUUUAAUCUAUCGCACAUGUUAUGUUCUAAUGGGUAAAAACGAAUCGGAUUGUGCUAAACUUGGUGUGAAUACAAGUGAUACCACUACGAUUGCCCUGGAAAAGAAAGUUCAAGAAGUAGCGAAUUACAUUAGUAUGAUCAUGGAGAUAUUCUCAAUGAUAGUUCCUUGUAUUGUUUGUUUAUUUAUUGGACCGUAUUCUGACAAAAAAGGACGUAGAAACAUUUUAAUUUUAUCAAUUGCAGGAAUGGUUGCUACUUCAAUUAUUCGAGUGAUUGUCGCAAUGUUGCCAAAUUUAAGUCCAUGGUUCCUGGCGUUACAAAUCAUACCGAGUAUAAUGUCCGGUGGGAUGCCUACAUUCAUUACGAUUGCUUUUUGUUAUCUUGUAGAUGAUACUAAAUUAGAUAAUCGAAGCAUGAGAAUUGGAUUUUUAGAAGGUGCUCUAGGUUUAGGCAUGCUCUCAGGAUUAUUUCUCAGCUCACAUGUAUUCAAAUGGAUUGGAUACAUCGGUUCAUUUAUUCUCUGUUCGGUUUUACAAACAAUCGCAUUAUUAUACACCAUUUUAUUUGUGGCUGAAGCAAUACAAAUCAAUAGAAACGCUGAAGCGAAAUUCUUCACUUUUGAACAUAUCAAAGAAAUGUGGCAUGUAACAUUCAAACCACGAGAAGGCUACAACCGAACCGUUUUAUUAGGAUGCUUGGGUGCUGUGGUAAUCCAUGUGUUUGCCAUAGCAUUCACUGCAACCGAAUCGCUGUUGUUGCGUUCGAAAUUUCACUGGGAUUUGCAAAUGCUCACGGAUUUCGCCAGCAUUCAAUCAAUUUUCGGGAUUAUGGGCAUGUGCAUUUGCAUCUACGUUCUUCACAAACUGCUGAAGAUCUCCGAAAGUGUUUUGAUUGCUGUGGGUCUAUGCGCAAAUGCAAUCGGUGCUUCAAUUAUGGCAUUUGCACAAUAUGAUUGGCAAGUUUACACAGCUGCUGGUAUAAGAAUACCUGCCGGAUUAAUAUCCCCAAUGAUACGUUCACUAACAUCAAACAUCAUCCCACAGGAAGAAACAGGAAAAAUAUUCGCGUUUUGUAUAUCGAUCGAAUCAUUCUGCUCCCUGUUCGCUGGACCUUUGUCGACGAUUAUUUACACGGAAACUAUUGAUGUGUUUCCGGGCGCUUUUGAUUUAAUUCCGGUUAUGAUCUAUAUUGGACUUGCUUUGUUUUUUGUGUAUGUUUAUACACUGACGAAGAAACCAAACGCUGUUAUUUAUUUAGAGGAAGAAGAUAAAACAGAUAAAUCUGUAAAUAUUGAUGCCAGUGAAAUAACCAAAAUAUGAGUGUUCAAUUUCCAUUCGUUUUUCGUUUUUGUGAAGAUUAUUUUAAUGCAGUUUUCGUGCACUGACGUUUUAUGCGUUUUCCAAACGUGGGAAAAUUCAGGUGCUGCAGCAACAUAAAAGUUUCUAAUAUUACAAGCUUCCACCAUAAAGCUGGUUCUAAAAAUAGUUUUAUGACUUAAAAAUGAAAGAAAAUAAAAAACAUAAAAGCAGCAAAACAUA